Symbiodinium natans is the source of this 1170-nucleotide messenger RNA. The record is from the annotation of a GenBank genome assembly. NCBI's taxonomy places the organism in Eukaryota, Dinophyceae, Suessiales, Symbiodiniaceae.
AUGGCAAGUAAGACGCGUGUGGCGAUCGUGGGCUCCGGCAUCGGGGGCUUGGUGUUGGCCAAGACCCUGACCCAGUAUGGCGAAGGCAAAGUCGAGGUGAAGCUCUACGAAGCCUGGGAGGAAUGGAAGACGCGAGGUGGCUCCCUGGGCAUCCAGCAAUCCAUCGAGAUUCUGGAGAAGUUGGGUUUGAAGGAGACCUUCGACGCGUUGGCGAAUCACCCUUCCACGUCCAAGUUUUGGAGCGAUGGCCAGGAAGUGACGCACUUGGACUUGGGGGGAGCUGGCCCUGGCGCUCACAUCAUCAUGCGCAGGGACCUUCAGAAGAUGAUGGUCGACUCCCUCCCCCCAGAGGUGAUUUGCAUGGGCCACAAGUUGGAGAGCAUCACGGAGGAUGACAAGGAGGUAACCCUUACUUUCGCCAAUGGCAAGGUGGAGAAGGCUGACGUUGUGGUUGGGGCGGAUGGAAUCCAUAGCACCGUCAAAAAGCAGCUUUUCGACGCCGGGGAGCCAGUCCAUGCUGGUUUUCGCCUCAUCUAUUCCUGCAGUUCCGUUCCUGUUCGCAAAAACCCAGACGAGGUGCACACCACCUGGAACACGGCUGACGGUGCAGGCUAUCAUGUGAUGGAUUGGACGGCAGGUGCCGGCGACAAGCGCCAUGACGUUUGCCUGUUGAUGAUGCGCAGUGACGAGCUCAUCAGCGACAAAUGGGACUCGACGAUAGUGAAGGAGAAGCUCAAAGAGCUGGCUGCCAAAGUGGCGCCAGACCAUGAGGUGCUACACGGCGCCAUUGACAACGCUGAGAUGUGUUUCGAUUGGGGGGUCUACAUCCAACCAGUGUUGGCUACCUGGAUCUCUCCCAAGCAGAAAGUGACAUUGAUUGGAGAUGCUGCGCACGCAACCUCGCCCUUCAUGGGCCAGGGUGCCAACAUGGCCAUCAUGGACGCCUGGCGCUUGGGCCGUUGUUUGGCCGCUCAAGACCCAGAUGCUUUGAAGAACUACGAGGCCGAGAGGAAGUCGGCAGCUGAGCAGGUGGUCAAGAUGAGCUCCUUCAUGGGCAGCAUGUACACCACCACUGGCUGGAAGGCCAGCAUCCGCAACUUCGUCCUUCCCUACGCCCUGCCCUAUGCCUUGUCCAAGACCUUGGUCAGCCCCCUUAAGGAAGGAGACUGA